AUGGACUUGGGUAAAGACGCCAAGAAAGAAUCUCAGAAAGAAUCUCAGAAAGAAUCUCAGAAAGAAUCUCAGAAAGAAUCUCAGAAAGAAUCUCAGAAAGAAUCUCAGAAAGAGUCCAAGAAAGAGUCCAAGAAAGAGUCCAAGAAAGAGUCCAAGAAAGAGUCCAAGAAAGAGUCCAAGAAAGAGUCCAAGAAAGAGUCCAAGAAAGAGUCCAAGAAAGUCACUCGCAAAGAUUCCAUCAAAAUUCCCAACGAAGACGCUGCAGAUGACAUGGGCCUAGACAAAACCAUACAGGGACCCGAACAAGCCCUCGAUCAGACUCUAGCUGGAGAAACUGAGGAGUCGCCCGAAGAGAAGAUCUUCGCCUUGGUGAGUCCAGACAAGCAGAUGUCGGUGCUUCAACUCAUUUCUUCCCACGCUUUUUUUAUGACUACGGAGAUUCAGCCUAUCUUACGUUCAGCCUGGCGCCAAUUCACCGACCAGGUACGAAAUGUGGCUUUCGCAGCCACAAUGAACAAUGGAUCUGUUCAUGCCUUGCUGGAGUUCGUGCGAAAGACUUAUCUUGACGAGCGUAAUAUUUUGGCGGCAGAUGAUGCUGGUUCUGCCUUUGGUGAUGAAAUCGAUGAUGAAGAGAAACAACCUCCGAAACCUUCACACAAGAAGCGAACAAGCCUCAGCCGUGAUCAGACCGUGAGAGCAACGGCACUCUUGAAAUAUUUGAGCAAAAGGAUGAUAUUCUGGAUCCGAAGAAACACAACAGGCGUCACUCCUCAGAACGUGCAACGCGCCAUGGUCAUAGUAAGGCCACGAGCAUCUUGGAUCUCUCUGGUGCCAAGGUGA
Messenger RNA from Penicillium canescens, 840 nucleotides. RefSeq lists its product as uncharacterized. The transcript has a single exon. The record is from RefSeq and is a predicted model, not a curated record. Lineage: Eukaryota; Fungi; Ascomycota; Eurotiomycetes; Eurotiales; Aspergillaceae. The coding region runs from base 1 to 840 and encodes 279 amino acids.